Molecule: messenger RNA, 1494 nt
Organism: Aspergillus melleus
Lineage: Eukaryota; Fungi; Ascomycota; Eurotiomycetes; Eurotiales; Aspergillaceae
Exons: 7
Coding region: 1-1494 (497 amino acids)
Source: RefSeq, a predicted model, not a curated record
AUGUCGGAAAAGCAGCUUCGUUUACCUCUCUAUCAAGAGGCAAAGCAGACACCGGGCAGCGACAUGACCAGGCGCCCGAACAAAGCUUUCUGGCCUUUUCUGAUCAUAUUCUUGGCUUCGGGUGUAGGGGUCUUUACGAUAGGGAAAGAGUGUUUUACGAAAUGCUUUCAGCACUUCAACCAUAAUACCAGCCCGAAGACUCUCACACCAGCCUCUCGGUUCGAGGAAUUCCAACAAUGUUCCAUCAAAAGCUUCCACGACACGGGACUUGAAUUCCUGGAAACUGCAGUUCCAAUUGCCCUGGAAGACUUUGAGGAGCGACGCAACCGACUUGCUCGGGCUCUUGUAGCGGAUGGAGCGGACGCCUUCGUUGUUGAGCCUGGCUACACGUUUAAAUAUUUUGCAAACGUCAGCCAGCCCGAAUGGGAAGUUUGGGAGCCAGAAGAGCGGCCUUUCCUCAUGGUAGUGCAGCCGUAUCGCCAUUCGUCUGGCCAAGUCACUGCAAAGACGUCAUUUCUCUGUCCAUCAUUCGAGGCAGAGCGUGCUCGUCUUUUAGGCAUGCCUUUUUCAAAGCCGUUGGAUGUUGUCCCGUGGGAAGAGCAUUGGAAUCCGUAUGAGACUCUAAAACGGUCGAAUAUCUUUUCUGGCCUUGAAAGAGUCCCACGACUCAUGGUAGAUGAGGAAAUGCGCGAUUUCAUACAGCGUGGGCUGGGAGACAAUGGGUUCCAGGUCAUCGGCUUGCAAGGUGAAGUAGAGCGAGUAAGACAAAUCAAGUCCGACAAGGAAGUAGGUAUUCUUCAGGCCGUGAAUACUGGCACAGUAGAAGCUGUGCGGCAGAUGAGGAAAUGCCUCUACCCCGGGUUGACCGAAAACGAAAUCGCGGAGGUGUUGGACAAUACCCUUCGUUCCGCUGGUUUGGAACCGUUCUUUGAUAUUGUGUUGUUUGAUGAGAAUGCCUCAAAUCCUCAUGGUGGAACCAAUGGCACCAAGGUUCUCGAAGCGGAAACUCUAGUCUUGAUUGACGUUGGGGCACAUCUUCUUGGCUACUCAUCGGAUAUUUGUCGCACUUUCUUCCCUCCAUUCCUUGAAAAGCCGUCCAAGAAUGGCCCGGUCCCACCAAAUCUGGAAGAGAAACUGAAGGUGUGGGACAUCGUUCUUGAAGCUCAGGUGCAGUCUAGCCACCACUUUCGAGAGAACUCGACAGCCGCGAGUGUCGAUAUUGCAGCUCGCAGUGUCAUCAGCGAUGCAGGCUACGGUGAUGCGUUCACUCACCGAGUUGGUCAUGGUAUUGGAAUCAAAGCCCAUGAGAGCCCAUACUUGAACAAAGGCAACAGUGGAAUACUCCUCAAAGCAGGCAUGACAUUCACAUCGGAGCCUGGCAUUUACUUGGUGGACAAGUUUGGGGUCCGUCAUGAGGACAUUUUCCUGGUGCAGGAGAAUGGCGAGCCAGUUCUAUUGACAGGCACGCAAGCUCAGGGACCUUGGGAUCCUUGA